Messenger RNA from Austrofundulus limnaeus, 1300 nucleotides. Its product is annotated as fatty acid-binding protein, intestinal. Lineage: Eukaryota; Metazoa; Chordata; Actinopteri; Cyprinodontiformes; Rivulidae. Bases 46 to 444 code for a protein of 132 amino acids. The transcript is spliced from 4 exons. Gene Ontology annotation, molecular function: lipid binding. The record is from RefSeq and is a predicted model, not a curated record.
ACAGGGUUUCCCAGAGCCUCAGCACCACCGGACCAGCCUGCAGCUAUGGCGUUCAACGGGACAUGGAAGGUCGACCACAGCGAGAACUACGACAAGUUCAUGGAACAACUAGGCAUCAACGUCAUGAAACGUAAGUUGGCCGAACACGACAACCUGAAGAUCACCAUCGAGCAAACUGGGGACAAGUUUCACAUCAAGGAGUCCAGCACCUUCCGCACCAAAGAGAUCGACUUCACCCUGGGCGUCCAGUUCGACUACACCAUGGCCGACGGCACCGAACUCACAGGAACAUGGGAGCUGGAAGGUGACGUGCUCAAAGGUAAAUUCAACAGGAAGGACAACAACAAAGUCUUGACCACCACGAGAGCUUUGGUGGGUGGAGAGCUGGUGCAGAGUUACAACUAUGAGGGCGUGGACGCAAAGAGGACUUUCAAGAAGCAAUAACUGGAAUCCUGGAGUUUAUAUUUUUAUAUACGUAGAUGACACACGUUUUUUUAUAUUAGGUUGGAGAAGUGUUUAUUCUGAAAAACAAUUGCAUGACAUGUACCUCAAAAUGAUUUAUUUUACUAUAAAUGUUUAAGAAAAAAAUUAUCACGGUGCUGUACGGCCGAUAGAUGUGAAGAAAAUUCCUGCCCUGAAUGCAAAACAGUGAAUCAGUUGAAAAUAUUUUGAUUUUUGUUUGAAUUCUGCUGGUGCAAACCAACUGUGAGCUCAAAGAAUCAUGUCAGAAAUGUUGGAUAAAGAAGUUUUUUCUUCCAUUAUCCAAACAAACUACGUUCUUCAAGUUAAAUGAUCUUAAAUAAAUAWGAAUUUGUCAUCACCAGCAGCAUGACUGAAAGACCCAAAGACUCACAGAAAGGUCGGCUCAUCUCGAUGACAUAAGGCCUGUUUUCUAUUUUAGAUUUGGUCAUGAAAUGACAUUUCAGAUGCUUUUUUCUUUUCUUUUUGUGUCAUAAAAUAUCCAGUAUUAGAACUGAGAUAAGUCCCACUUUAGUUGUGAAUUUUAUUUUUGAAAUAUUCGGCAGCUUUAUGUCCUUUUUUUUUCUUUAUAAAAAUGCCUCUAACUACUCAGGAAAAAUGGAAGAAAAAAAGAUGAAAAAGCUAAAUGAUCGGAAAAUGAAAUAUGUUUUCUGUGAUUUGGAUGAACUGCCUCAAAAACACAAGCAGCCCGAGAUUAAAGCAGCACAAAACAAUAUCAUAUAAAUUAGAUUAUAAAAGUAUAAAAGGUUGGCUGAUGAGUCCAUUUGCACUAAUGCUCACUAUUAAAACUCUUUCACAAUAAAAUAACUUUAAUGUGUCA